This is a messenger RNA of Halteromyces radiatus, 2027 nucleotides long. Its product is annotated as ribosomal protein S5 domain 2-type protein. The transcript is spliced from 5 exons. The record is from RefSeq and is a predicted model, not a curated record. Bases 30 to 1835 code for a protein of 601 amino acids. NCBI's taxonomy places the organism in Eukaryota, Fungi, Mucoromycota, Mucoromycetes, Mucorales, Cunninghamellaceae. Gene Ontology annotation, molecular function: ATP binding; glucuronokinase activity.
UUUUUUUUUUCUUUUGUAUAUAUGUAAAGAUGAAGUUGAAGAAAACGCUUAUCAUUCUUACUAAUCAUACCCAACCAAGUCAACUUGAACUGGACAUUUCGGAACGAAACGAUCUUCCUUUUGUACUAUGGCAUGGUGUACCAAAGGCACUCUUACCCAUCUCUUCCAAACCUGCUCUCACAUGGACUUUGAACUGGUGUCAAGUCAUUUUCACCGAGGUCUUUGUUGUCACCGAUGCUCACAACUAUCAUUAUUACGAACGCUGGGCGGCAGGUGUUGGAUUACCUAAAAGCAAUAUCUUGAACUGUGGUUUCAGUUCUGGACCAUUAAGCGAUGUGACAUUGGUUGAAAGGGUGAAAGGCUGUCAAAAUGAUGUGGUAGUAAUGGCGGCUGAAAUGUUAUGCGAUGAUGAUACUAUUCAGGAACGGUUACGUUUGGCAAUAUCAACUGGACCUUCGAAUCAAGUAAUCUACACCAGUGACAUCCCAAUGGCAGUUUGUUUUUCAUUGGAAACGUUACAUCAACUGGAAAGCAUGACAACACAACAACAACAAGAAGAAGAAUCAACUUCAUUGACGUCUAUGCAUUGGAUCACCACUCUUGCUGAUUAUUGUCUUCACUCUUUGCCUAACAAGGAUGGCAUCAUGACCACGCUUGAAUCGGAAAGCACAAAUCAUUUUCUUCGGACAUCGAUUGACCUGAAUCAAUAUCUGACGCAUUGGAUUCAUCUUUUUAAAACAAACGGCACAAGAGUAAAUGUUGAGCAGCGGAUUCAAGUACGAUCAUAUGCACGUGUAGGGCUAAUGGGCAACCCCAGCGAUGGAUUCUUUGGCAAGACAAUGUCUCUUUUGAUCUCGAACUUUUGGGCACAAGUGACACUAUUACCAAACGGUGGAGAACAACGAUGGCCUGGCCUGGAUCAUCAAGGAGAGAACGCUAUCAUUGAAAUUGUACAUCGACCAGCGACCAGUCCUUGCCGAUUUGUGAAUAUGGAUGCACUAGCGACAGUCUGUGAACAAGAUGGAUACGACCAUGGCGAUCGAUUGAUUUUGGCAUGUUGCAAGGUAUUUUUCCGACAUUGUCAGCAAACGGGGAUCAAGUUGGACACGACUUUAGGAUUUCGACUCUUGAUAGAUACCAAUAUACCUCGACAAGUUGGUUUAGCAGGUUCUUCCGCUAUCAUUACCGCCUGUUGGAAAGCUUUGAUGCAAUUCUACCAUGUGAAGGAGAUCCCUCCAGAUCUUCAAGCAAGUUUGGUGUUAUCGGUGGAGGUGGAUGAACUGGGCAUUGCGGCUGGAUUACAAGAUCGAGUGAUUCAGACCUAUGGAGGAUUAGUUUAUAUGGAUUUUAACAAACAGAGUAUGGAACAAACAGGACGUGGAAAAUAUACCCAGUUACCUUUGCAGUUAUUACCUCCCUUGUGGUUGGCUUAUGUGGCAGAUCCUGAAGAUUCUGGAAAAGUACAUAAUACAGUGAAACAACGUUUUUUAAAGGGUGAUCCUGAAAUUAUUCAAGCCAUGACAGGAUUUGCUUCAUUGACAGAUAAGGCACGCACUGCACUGGAAACAAAAGAUCAUGGAUUAUUUGCAAAACUGAUGACAGAUAAUUUUGAACUACGUCGACGUACUUAUGGUGACGAUGUGGUGGGAAAAAGAAAUCUACGGAUGGUGGAGAUCGUUCGACAACAUGGUGGUCAUGCCAAAUUCAGUGGUUCAGGGGGUGCCAUUGUGAUUUCCAUGAUUGACUCGGUGAAUCUUCAAAAAUUACAAAAAGCACUGGAAAAGGAAGGUUAUGUCUUUGUCAGGUUGACUCCUAUUGGCUCUCAACAACAAUAGAUGAUUUAUGAUAGAUAGUUUUAUUAGAUUCUUGUGGUUGUCUUUUUUAUUUUAUUGAUACGUAUAAAUUUUUUUUUGUUGCCGAUGGCCAAGGAAUAAAUCCAUCCCAUCUUUAUUUCGUCAUUGUCUUGUAUUUUCUCUAUAUCUUCUUUUUUGGAAAAUAAACGAUUAUUCAAUAUUAAUCAUUAGUCA